Molecule: messenger RNA, 1455 nt
Organism: Chaetomium globosum CBS 148.51
Lineage: Eukaryota; Fungi; Ascomycota; Sordariomycetes; Sordariales; Chaetomiaceae
Exons: 4
Coding region: 1-1455 (484 amino acids)
Source: RefSeq, a predicted model, not a curated record
AUGAAUAUUGCUCCGCGAAAACGGGCCAUGCCGCUGGUGCCAGAACCGUUCGAGCAUUUAUCCGUCGGGACACGGCCUCUCUUCCUCGGCAUUGAGCCGUUAGCCCCCAAAUGGGGCCGAUUCUGCCCCAAUCUUGACAUUCCACAAUACAGGGAACCUCUGAGCACAGAGAAGAAGACGGAGCUUGACAAGAGGGCAGCCAAACUAUCCAAGCGAGCGAUAGUCAACCAACUUUACAAGUCUUCCGAGUUUGGCUGGGAAGUCUGCGCCUGGCACGAUGUUUUCGGUUUGGUUAUGGAUGAUCAAGCGCUCAGAAUGUCAGUCACUCUCGGUAGUCAGGUUGUCUGGGAUAAGAGGCCGUACGAAUAUGUAGCGACGGACGACGAUGGGCAACGCUGUGUAAAAACACGAAUUCCGGAUGCGACACUGGGCUUGACAGCAUACGACACAUUCGACUUCAACUUCAGCCGCGAUCAUGUUUGUACUGGCCCUGACUGCGACGUGGACCACACGACCGAGCCGGACACGAGGUUGUCUCAGGACCGCCUGGUUGCCAUGAUGCACACUCGCGAGUGCGGCCUCGUUGUGGACGGCUCAUGGGGGAAUGCCGAUAUCGUAUUUCCUUUUGCGGCCUACGAGGCCAAGAAACGAGCGAUGGGCUACGAAGCCGCCAAAGAGCAGAUUCGUCAUGCAUGCAGGACGUAUCUCGCCAUGCUAGACGACCUGGUCCGGAAUCCCGACAACGUAACCGAAUAUCAGACAGAAGACAGCUCCAAGUACCAGUUCUUUGCAUUGACGUCUUGCGGUUCGUUCUGGGAAGUUUAUCUGGCUUGGAACUUCCUGGAUAGAUGUCACGUAGAAACCAUCUGGGAAGGGGACGUCAAAGACUUCAGCCGCGCAUUCGAUCUGAUAUGCAUAGUGGACCAGAUACACGACUAUGCCCUCCAGGUCCAUCGCCCAUUUGUCAUGCGACACUUGGAAGCAUGGCAUGCCCGGCACGAGAAGUUUCUAGAGCCCGAGGGGCCGUCUCCCAACACACUUCGUGCUGAAAACCAUGGAGACGGGCCAGCUGAUAUGGAAUCGGGAGCCACCGGCGGCAAGAGCCACGAUGGUUCUAGCAGCAUGAGGUCGAUCCAGAUCGAGGAAAGUCUGGACAUGGAUGAUUUCGGAAAAAGGCCCGAAUGGUUCUACCUUAAGAAAGCAUCAUUGGCGAGGAGAAGAAACAAGGCACAGAUGACACGCGAGCACUACAUGGACCUCCGUAAAUUCGCCCAAGCCCGCCAGGUCAUGGACGCUGGCCCACUGCCCGCGCAGGAAGAAGCCACGAAUGGGAGUCUGAAGCGAGGCCACGGUGGGCCACGGAAGACUGGUAACAAGGUUGUGAAGGCUACCAUAGCGCAAAGCUCCUCUGGCGGCACUCGCAGGUCUGCACGGUUGCGGGCCAAAGGGGGCUAA